UUCUCACAUUACAAACCAUUUAAUCCCUCUAUUGGAUUUCCUAACACUACUUUAUAAACAGAAACAUGAAAUAAUCAGUUUCAUAAAAUUAAACUAAAUUCACAUAGAAGAAAAUAAAAAUGGAAGUCAUUACUACAAAAUACUUACCUCUCUUGGCUAUCUACCUUAUUUUACUACAUCACCAAAUCACCAUUGCAUAUGAAAUUGUACCCAAUGACAAUAUUAACAAAGUAUGUGCACGAGUACCAAACAAGGAUCUAUGUGUCCAGGUCCUUACAUCAGACCCAUUGAGCCAACACGCGUCUCUACAAGACUUGGGUAUGAUAUCGCUAAAGGUGGCCUCUGCAAAUGCGACCGGGAUACUAACCGAGGUGAAAUUGAUGAUCAAUGAUCCGGAUUUGAACCCUGGAAUUCAACAAGGUUUGGCUGAUUGCAAGGCGACGUUAUUAGAUGCGGAAAGUCAGCUUGAGGAUACCAUGGCUGCUCUUUUGUCGAAGUCAAAACAGGAUGCUCAAGUAUGGCUGAAAGCAGCUUUGGCUGCAAUUGAUACAUGUGAUGCUUCAAUUCCUGGUGAUGAUGAUAUUAUAUCUAAACAGAGUGUAGUUUUUCGUCAAUUGUGCGAAAUUGCUGUUGCCAUUAGUAAGGCUAUGACCAAAGAUUCUCAAGCCCUAGGCCAAGCCCCGGGACAAGCCCAGGUGCCGUCCCAACAAACUUUCAGGCCCCUGCUGAAUUGAUUAAAGAUGCCCUUUGAAGUUUACAUCAUACUUUUAGAGAAGACAACGGGUGUGCAGAUUGGCUUGCCAAAAAGGGCGCUACCUCAAAUGUCUCUGAAGAUUUGGCAUAGUUAUUCCCUUAAGCUUAAUAAUGUUUUGAUAGCUUAUGCUUUAGGUGUUGUUCACCUUCGAGCCUAGCUUGUUUUUCUGCUUUGCUUUGCAUUGCUUUUCUUUUUUGUUGUAUUAGAAACAAAGUUUUUUUAAUAUAAUCUAUAGUUAUUUUUAU
Molecule: messenger RNA, 999 nt
Organism: Trifolium pratense (red clover)
Lineage: Eukaryota; Viridiplantae; Streptophyta; Magnoliopsida; Fabales; Fabaceae
Exons: 2
Coding region: 120-734 (204 amino acids)
Biological process (GO): negative regulation of catalytic activity
Molecular function (GO): enzyme inhibitor activity
Source: RefSeq, a predicted model, not a curated record